Penicillium malachiteum is the source of this 774-nucleotide messenger RNA. RefSeq lists its product as uncharacterized. The transcript has 2 exons. Bases 1 to 774 code for a protein of 257 amino acids. The record is from RefSeq and is a predicted model, not a curated record. Lineage: Eukaryota; Fungi; Ascomycota; Eurotiomycetes; Eurotiales; Aspergillaceae.
AUGGCGAUAGAAAUCCCCAUCCAAAAACCGGUAAUCACAUCGACAAAACUCGACUUGAACAAAGAACAAGUAUCAAGUCCUGACCAGACCUUGAACAGUCUUCUUCGUCACGAUCUGGUAACAUCAGACUUUGAGGAAUUGAAAUUCCAAGCUGCAGCAUCCCGUCAAUUGCAAUUGCAAAAAGAAGGACAGCAAUAUCCAUCUUCGGACACUGAUUCCCGUCUAAUCGCCUCGCCAUAUAAUGAAUCUCCGCAUCUUCUCGAUUUGAAGACUCUGGACGACCAAAGUCGACUUUUAUCUCUUGCAUUGGCGUAUUUCAAGCCUAUUCGAAACGACUAUGCCACAGCAGAGUACUUAGACUCUUUCAACUGGACCGAAGUCUUCGAUCUCCUGAAGACUUUUUCAGAGAAUGAGGGUCACACAUGGACAACGCAAACAUUCUAUGUCGUGUCCUUUCGGUCACGGUUACAGCCAAAUAUCGAUAAUGAGUAUUUGCAUGCAUUGGAUGCCUACUCGCACCAGGAAGCUACCGCAAGUGGUGGAUUGUUGAAAUAUUGGUUUGGGACGAAGAAUGAGCAGCGGCAGAACCUGGCAACUUGUAUCUGGCGCAAUAGAAAUGAUGCGAGGCUGGGUGGUCGAGGACCGUGGCACGCCAAGGCGAGAGCGGCUGGGCGAGAAUGGUAUGAAGAGAUUGUCUUCUCGACCAUGAAGUUGGUUAUUGAGAAUGGUGUUUCAUCUUGGAGCAUGAGUGAAUGGACGAAGGAAGACGAAUGA